Sinocyclocheilus anshuiensis is the source of this 595-nucleotide messenger RNA. RefSeq names its product kin of IRRE-like protein 3. Gene Ontology annotation, biological process: cell-cell adhesion; synapse assembly. Gene Ontology annotation, molecular function: cell adhesion molecule binding. NCBI's taxonomy places the organism in Eukaryota, Metazoa, Chordata, Actinopteri, Cypriniformes, Cyprinidae. The record is from RefSeq and is a predicted model, not a curated record. The transcript has 5 exons. The annotation marks the transcript as partial. Gene Ontology annotation, cellular component: plasma membrane; cell-cell junction.
AUGGCCCCUGAGAUCCCUGUGCCGGCAUGGCACCCUGGACUGCCUGGUCCGGGGGCGCCUGCCCCCCCACCCCCCCCCAUCCCUGACUUACCGUUGGUGAAUCUCUCUGUGGAGCCUCAACCGGUCCUGGAGGGAAACCUGGUGAAGUUUCAUUGCUCUGCCAAAGCUAAUCCACCGGUCACCCAAUACAAGUGGGCCAAAGGAGGAAGCAUGAUAAAGGAAGUGUCUGGAGACACUUAUGAGGUCAUAGUGGAUCACUCAUUCUUCACAGAGCCAGUUUCCUGUGAGGUCACCAACCCACUUGGGAGCACCAACAUCAGUCGGAACGUGGAUGUCUACUUUGGACCUCGGAUGGCUGCAGAGCCCCAGUCUUUACAGGUUGACCUAGGAUCCGAUGCUGUGUUUAACUGUGCCUGGACCGGAAACCCCUCUUUAACUAUUGUAUGGAUGAAAAGGGGCUCUGGGGUGGUUCUAAGCAAUGAAAACAUCCUGACACUGAAAUCUGUCAGGCAAGAGGAUGCUGGGAAGUAUGUGUGCCGUGCGGUGGUCCCUCGUGUUGGAGCGGCUGAGAAGGAAGUCUCUCUCACCGUGAAUG